This is a messenger RNA of Chenopodium quinoa (quinoa), 1532 nucleotides long. RefSeq lists its product as uncharacterized. Lineage: Eukaryota; Viridiplantae; Streptophyta; Magnoliopsida; Caryophyllales; Amaranthaceae. The transcript has 2 exons. The record is from RefSeq and is a predicted model, not a curated record. Bases 213 to 1385 code for a protein of 390 amino acids.
CUUCUAAGCUUAAACAGAACAAGUCAAUUAAGCAAUCUAUGAGCAAGUCACUGACCAUCCAAGAAGAAAAUAAGGCAGAAAAUUAACUUAAACCAACAACUAUAUAACCUGGUAAGAUGGUAACUUGAUAUAUACAGACAAGAAGAAAGUACACAAUUUAUAUCAGUUGAAAAGAAUAAUUGAUAAUACUGUGAGUCUGCGAAAACACAACCAUGUAUGUAACUAGACCCCUUUCUUUUUACAGCAAAUCCCCUGAUUUGCUCUCAGUUCCACCCCCUGAAGGUCCGAAUUCGGGUUACCUUGUUAUCCAAGACGAUGGUUCAUUGAUGCCUUCCUGUUUUGGUCAGUCUAAGAGCCUCGGCAUCAACGACUUGCCUUUUCCAUCUAACAAGAUACUUUUUACUGAUGAAGGGGAUCAAAUCCUUGCUGUUCCUGUUAUCAAUCAGCCACUUUCUUCAAAUCGAUAUUACGUUAUCAAGGCACAUAAGAAGCACAAAGGAGAAGCGUAUGCUUGUUCAAAGGAAGAAGGUAAAGGCGUAAGUUGCGGAGGGAGUUAUAUUCAAGAUGUGACACCUAAACCCUUGGAUCCUAUAGAUAUAUAUCAGCAGUUCGAGUUUGAGUACUCGAUGAAAGUUACCUGCAGCACUGAAAGCAGAGGAUUUAUUGUUAAAUCCAUUGCUCCUGAUGGUCAUGCUCCGCGAUUCUUAAGAAACAAAUCGCCUACACUCAUCCAAAGAUCAACUACAAACUCCAAAGAUUUCAUAUAUGAAGAAGUCAAUGGCCUUAAUAGUUCACUGCGCGAACAACUUCCGGACUUCAACUUCCCCUUGUCUCGUGGAGCUUCAGAACCUGUUUGUGUUGGUAAAUGGUACUGUCCUUUCAUGUUCAUUCAUGAGGGAAAGUUGAAAGAUCAAAUAAAGUAUUCAGCGUACUAUGAGAUGACACUUGAACAACAGUGGGAGAGGAUUUUCAUAACCGAUAGUAGUUAUAACCAAGGCAAUAAUAAUAAGGUGAUGAUGGAUGUUGUUGUUCGAACGCAAGAGUUUGCAGUGGGUGGAAAGGAUGCUGUUAUAGAUGAGAGAACUUCAGACAAUAAGGUGGUUUGGUUUCAGACCAUUGGUAGCGUGGGAGAACAACAAAGUGUUGGGAUGAAUAAGUUGAUUGUUGAAAGAAUGUUAUGGGAGCAAGAAAGAGUUGGAUGGGUUAAUGGGAAGGAAAAGCAAGUGAGGAUGAUUAGAGAUGAGGAGUAUGGAGGAAUCGGAUGGUGGGCAAGAUUUGGGUGUUAUGUUCUUGUCGAAAGAUUUGUUCUAAAAAGAAUAGAUGGAACUGUGAUUUUAACCUGUGAUUUCAAGCACACUCAUCAAAUUAAGACCAACUGGGAGUAGUAGCUAUUAUGCUUAGUUUGUUUAAGCAUCAGAAUGUAUACUAUGUUCUUGCAAAAUAUAAGUUUUAAUAUCAAUUGUAUAUUUCCUGCUCAUGCAGAUUAUGCUCAUAUAUACAUACAUAAAACUACUAUUUUCUUUAUCAUCAAA